UCCAAACCCGUCCUCCUCCUUAAAUUUAAUCCAUCCCCUGGCAUAUCAAAUCUCUCCCCUCCCCCUCUCUGCCCUCUCCCUCUCCCUCUCCGCCACCAUGUCCAGGAUGCGUCGCCGGAGAGCUCUCCCCCUCCUCCCUCUCCUCCUUAUCUGCGCCCUCCUCCCCCUCUCCUCCCCCGUGCGCCCCUUCGUCAUCGUCAUCACCGGCGACGACCUCAAGGAAACCCCCUCCUCCGACUCUCUCCCCUCCUCCGAUCCCUCCUCCUCCUCCUCCGAGGACCACGACGAUGGCGACCCCGAUUGGGACGAGUUCUCCUCCUCCUCCUCCUCCUCCUCCCCCGCCUCCGACGACCUCCGCCUCGACCCCGGCUCAUGGCUCUCCGUCCUCGAUCCCUCCUUCUCCAACUCCCACCUCAACUCCUCCUCCUCCUCCCCCUCCGAUGGCUCCGAUCCCGACCCCCGCGAGGCCCUCUUCGUCUCCGGCAUCAACGCCAUGCUCGCCGCCGCCUCCGCCGCCGACCCCGCCGCCGUGGACGCCGCCGCCUCCCAGAUCGAGGUCGCCGCCGCCGCCGGGCUCCCCCACGCCCACUCCGCCCUCGCCUUCCUCCGCGGCUACGGCGUCCUCCGCCCCCUCAGCCGCCCCAGGGCCUUCCUCCACCACCGCUUCGCCGCCGAGGGCGGCAACCCCCAGUCCAAGAUGGCCCUAGCCUACACCUACUUCCGCCAGGCCAUGUAUGAGAAGGCGGUUGUGCUCUAUGCCGAGUUGGCGGAGACGGCAAUGAUGAGCUUCCUCAUAUCAAAGGAGCCGCCGGUGAUCGAGCCCGUGCGGCUCCACAGCGGCACUGAGGAGAACAAGGAUGCUCUGAGGAAGUCGCGGGGCGAGGAAGACGAGGACUUCCAGAUCACAGAGUACCAGGCACAGAGAGGAAAUUCUGCGGCAAUGUUUAAAAUCGGGUUGUUAUACUACUAUGGGCUGAGGGGGUUGAGGCGCAACCACACUAAGGCGCUUCAUUGGUUCUCGAAGGCUGUGGAGAAGGGGGAUACGAGAUCCAUGGAAUUUCUUGGGGAGAUUUAUGCGAGAGGUGCUGGAGUGGAAAGGAACUACACAAAGGCUUUCGAGUGGCUCUCUAGGGCGGCCAAGCAGCAGUAUUAUUCGGCUUACAAUGGAUUGGGAUACCUUUACGUGAAAGGAUAUGGAGUGGAGAAAAAGAACUUGACAAAAGCAAGAGAAUACUUUGAGAUAGCAGCUGAGCAAAAGGAACCAGGAGGCCAUUAUAACUUAGGAGUGCUUUAUCUCAAGGGUCUUGGUGUAAAAAGAGAUGUGAAAGCCGCCCGCAACUUUUUUCUUGCUGCAGCUAAUGCUGGUCAGCCAAAGGCCCUCUAUCAAGUGGCGAAGUUGUUCCAAAAAGGCAUUGGGCUUAAGAAGAAUCUCUAUAUGGCUACUCUUCUUUACAAAGCUGUAGCUGAGAGGGGACCUUGGAGCUCCCUAUCAAGAUGGGCUCUGGAGUCCUACUUGAAGGGUGAUAUGGGAAAAGCACUGCUCUUAUAUUCUAGAAUGGCUGAGCUCGGAUAUGAGGUGGCACAAAGCAAUGCUGCGUGGAUCCUCGACAGAUAUGGGGAACAGAGCAUUUGCAUGGGAGAAUCUGGCUUUUGCACGGAUGCUGAAAGACAUCUCCGUGCACAUUCUUUAUGGUGGCAAGCAUCUGAGCAGGGUAAUGAACAUGCCGCUUUGUUGAUAGGAGAUGCCUACUAUUAUGGCCGGGGCAUUGAGAGAGACUACGAGCGAGCCGCAGAGGCAUACAUGCAUGCCCAAUCGCAGUUGAAUGCUCAAGCCAUGUUUAACCUUGGGUACAUGCAUGAGCACGGCCAAGGACUUCCGCUUGAUCUUCAUUUGGCAAAACGGUAUUAUGAUCAAGCCCUUGAGAUUGAUCCUGCUGCAAAGCUACCUGUUACACUUGCCCUCAUGAGCUUGUGGCUAAGAAAGAACUAUGCUGGCGGCUUUGUGGUUAAUCUGAUCGAUUCACUUCCGGAGGUUUACCCAAGGAUCGAGGAAUGGGUGGAGGAUGUAAUCCUUGACGAAGGCAAUGCAACAAUAUUAACCCUCUUUGCUUGCCUCUUGACUGUUCUUUACUUGCGGGAACGUCAGAGGCGACAAGCUGCAGUCCAUGCUCAGCAACCUCCUGAUGCAGGCCAAUGAUGACUGGUGAAUUGGAACUCAUCGUAAUGAGCUUCUUACCAUGCAGGUAACCACAUUCCAUGUCACCCAAGUUAGUUGCAGGAAAAAUUUUAACUUAUUAAACAGAGCAGUUGUGCGAGUUUUGUCAUACCUAGCAAAACCUAGUGUAACUUAGUGUUUGAUUGUAAAUACAAUGUCAUACCCUUUAAAGUAUAGGAUGAUUGUUCUUUCAUUGAGUUCAUAUCUCAUAUAAAGUUUAAUGUAUUCAGACUUAAAUUAGGAAUAUGCAAUUUUCAUGAAGAAACAGGGGCCGUUUGUUUCCCUCACAAAAGUGUAUACUGAAGCUGCUAUCUUUUCUCA
Molecule: messenger RNA, 2536 nt
Organism: Ananas comosus (pineapple)
Lineage: Eukaryota; Viridiplantae; Streptophyta; Magnoliopsida; Poales; Bromeliaceae
Product: ERAD-associated E3 ubiquitin-protein ligase component HRD3
Exons: 6
Coding region: 98-2197 (699 amino acids)
Molecular function (GO): protein binding
Source: RefSeq, a predicted model, not a curated record